This is a messenger RNA of Cynoglossus semilaevis (tongue sole), 3776 nucleotides long. It is a transcript of the gene cyp27a2, whose product is annotated as cytochrome P450 family 27 subfamily A member 2. The transcript has 11 exons. The record is from RefSeq and is a predicted model, not a curated record. Gene Ontology annotation, cellular component: mitochondrial inner membrane. Gene Ontology annotation, biological process: cellular response to peptide hormone stimulus; cortisol metabolic process; cholesterol metabolic process. Gene Ontology annotation, molecular function: oxidoreductase activity, acting on paired donors, with incorporation or reduction of molecular oxygen; heme binding; monooxygenase activity. NCBI's taxonomy places the organism in Eukaryota, Metazoa, Chordata, Actinopteri, Pleuronectiformes, Cynoglossidae. The coding region runs from base 68 to 1696 and encodes 542 amino acids.
UUUGGAGAGAUUCGCCUCCUGACCACGGCGUUUUCAGAGACGGACACAUCUCAGCGACUCCAUCACUAUGUUAUCCACCGGAAGGUUGGGCCAUACUCUGCGGGUCUCGGAGCUUUGCACACGGACUCUGUUGGUGGCUGCGGUCGGUGUAGAACUCCGGCCUAGUGCCUCCCAAGUCAAGUUUGUAUGGAGGAGCCUAAACGUGUCAGCUGCGGCCGAAACGAACUCUCUGAAAGGCAUCGAUGAUCUCCCGGGUCCCAGCAUUUCCAACGAUCUGUACAUGCUACUUUUCAAGGGAUAUCUGAACAAGAUUCACCUGCUCCAGAGCGUAUAUAAGAACCUGUAUGGACCAAUUUGGCGAUCAAAGGUUGGUUCUUACAUGAUGAUCAACGUGGCAAGCCCAGCGCUUAUUGCUCAGGUGCUCCAACAAGAGGGUCGCUACCCAGUCCGAUUUGAAAUGAAGCACUGGAGAGACUACAGGGAAAUGAGAGGUCAGGCCUUGGGUCUGCAUGCCAGUGAUGCAACAGAUUGGCACCAGCUGCGCCGUACUCUGAAUCCUGGUUUGCUGAAGCAGAAAGAAGUCGCAGCUUUCGCUCCCACUGUUCACCAGGUGGUUGGAGAUCUGCUAAAACGCAUCGAGUUCCUCCGCAGUUGCAGUCAGGACCAGGCUACGGUUUCAAAUAUUGCAUCUGAGCUGUACAAGUUUGGCUUUGAGGCUACUUCUGCUAUCUUAUUUGAGACCAGAUUGGGCUGCUUGGAGCAGAACAUUCCCAAAGACACGAUGCGAUUCAUCACGGCUGUCAACGACAUGCUAACUCUGUCUCAGCUCAUUGUUCUAUUCCCACGCUGGAGCUGGAGCGUCCUUCCCAUUUGGAAGCGUUUUGUAAAGGCUUGGGAUGACCUUUAUGAUGUGGCUGAAAAGCUAAUUGACAGGAGAGUUGCUGAGAUUGUAAACCAAGUCCAAAGGGGUGAGCCCACAGAGAGUAUGUACCUGACUAAACUACUGUCCUCGGACCAAAUGAGCAGAGCCGAUGUCAACGUCACUGUCACAGAACUGCUGCUUGGAGGAGUCGACACGACGUCCAACACCUUGACAUGGGCCUUGUACCAUUUGUCGAGGGACCACAGGGUUCAGAAUCAACUGUACAUGGAGGUGAGUUCAGUGUGUCCUGACAGACAGGUGCCGGCUACAGAUGACCUGAGCAAAAUGCCGUACCUAAAGGCAGUGAUUAAAGAGACACUACGCCUGUAUCCUGUGGUACCCGGAAACGCACGCCUGAUUACAGAGAAUGAUGUGAUUGUGGACAAAUACUGGUUCCCAAAAAAGACUUUGUUCCACUUGUGCCAUUAUGCCAUUUCACAUGACGAGACUGUGUUCACUGAUGCAGAGAGUUUCGUACCAGAGCGUUGGCUCCGUACUAAGACGCCCCUCAUGGCUGCAGGAACAUACGGGCCUGACUCCUGCAAACACCAACCUUACAGUUUUAUCCCAUUCGGCGUGGGGCUGCGAGGAUGUGUGGGGAAGAGGCUGGCUGAGAUGGAGUUGUACUUUACUCUUUCCAGGCUAAUGCAGCUCUACACUGUAAUUCCUGAGGAUGCUACGACCACAAUUAACCCUAUAACUCGAACCCUGCUCGUUCCCGAAGAGCCCGUCAACCUGCGUUUCCAGCUCAGAGACCCAGGAGCAAGUGUCUAGCAGAGGACAUGAAGACAUGGUGAGCUUGUCAGAUGGCCACUCACUGUAUAUACUUGUGUAUUAACUUGUUUAAAAAAUAAUUAUAUUCUUUUAGUUCGUGUUGAGGUAGGGAGUGUAAAUAAAAAAGACUCACUGACUUUCACAAAAAAUACUUAUUAUUUAUAUGAAAAUCUCUUGGCCAUUCAUCACUAAUUCAUCAUAUAAUUACAUAUAUGGGAACUUGUGAAGUGCAGGAUUAGCGUAGCUCAGCUGUGUCAGAGAAAAUGUAUUGUUAAUGUGAUUUAUUGAGGAAAAAUAUUUUUACAUAAUAUGGUUUAACACAGAGAUCAUCAGUUUUUUAGUAGAAAAUUAUAUAUUUAAUAUUAAUAUUAAUAACAAAUUAAUUAAUUCAGGGAGAAGGAAUACAUUUACAUUUUUAAAAGUUUUUACAUUCUUUUCCCCCAACUUUUUACUGUCUUUCAAGGGUUUUAUAUUUUUUGCAAGUGAAAAAAUAUACUUUAAUAUUACCUUUUGAAACAAAAUGAAUAUGUUUUAGCUGCAUCUGCAUGUGUCAUCGCAUUGUCAGUUUGUCAGUGACUGAAUUGCAGUCCCACAUCAGAACUGUAUCUCCACCAGCAUUUACCAAUUUAAUAAACAUAAAUACCUUACUUUUUUUUUUUUUUUUUUGCUGUGCUUUAACGACUUUUUUGUCUCAACAAGGCCACAAUGCGUUCAUACCUGUUGGACUGUUACUAUUUUUUAGGUUCUUUCUUUUACCUAAAUAAAUAAAUGUUAUUCAGAAAACAUUUAUUUUCUGAAUAUUUUAAAUGAUUGCCAGUAGUCUUUGGUUAAUGAAAAUGUAACUUGUUAAUAAAUCUUGUGCAUAUUUAAUAUUGUUCUUAUUACAUAAUAGUUCUUUAUGUUAAUGUGAAGGGUUUUCAGUCAGCCAAACACAUUAUUUAGCAAAAUAUAUUUUUAAAAGAAUGCAUCAAUUCUUUUUUGUGUGCAAAGAUGGUGCCUCUCCCUCCCUGCAGGGGGUGCUUUAAACACUGAAUAUUCAAUACUGAGAUUCAUGAGUUAAGCAGCUGGUACUGUAAUAUUACUUCCUUUACAAAUACAUUCUGAAACUCUUUAAAACAUUUCAUCCACAAAUACAACAUUCAAACAGGUAUUCAGAAUCAUUAUCUACGGUGUUUGUUCUCUUGGGGUCCAGUUCUAGUACUGCCACCUACAGACUCUGCUUUGCACCUGUAAAUGUUUUCACCAAAAUGCCCUGAUCACUUGUGAAAUAAAUAAAACUGGGAGAAGUACAGAUUAACACUAGCAUCCCUGCAGAUUAUCACACCACAGUAUACUUCCUGUGUUUCUUUAGGGUGGACUGAGGACAUGAAGAUUCUGUGUUCGUUUUGUUUUUCCCCCUGCAUGCUGCACCUUAAUAACUAAUCCCAAGGGUAUGAAAGGAUGGUAUAAGGUCAUGGGCUUAAAAAGAGCAAUUUAAAUAUCAGCCUCUAGGAGCCGCUGUGGGUGCUUCUGUAUUUUGGCCGCUUCAUCAGGUUGGUGAGUAAAUGUGUGGCUGGCUUGAACAAGCCACGACUCCACCAUCUUCACCCACACUCACCGUGUUCAUAUGACUCUCUCCUCCCUCCGUCUCUGGUCCAGCCCUUCUUUCAGAUCGCAGCCUGGAUGAUCCAGCAGAUUACCACACAUAGUGACGGACUAACGGGUUCAUUUGAAGGUUUUAGAGCUAGGCAUUUGUAGCCGUACAGCCCUCCUCCUGCUGGCGGUUGCUGUCAUUGCAGGCUGCCGGCAGACACGGAACUCCAGCAGCACAGACGCCGGGCCAGGUCUGAGAGCAGAGCGGGGUAAAAUACAGCUUGAUGUCGGGCCUGGAGACCGUUUUUCCGCCGUCAUGUGAAGAAGGACGAGACGUAGCAUCGACCUGAUGGUGGUGAUGGUUGUGUUGGAGGUAAACCUACUCAGCUGGGCAGUGCCCAGUAGCCUCCUCUGUUGUUUAUCUCCAACCUAGCCACCUCUGCUCCUCCAUCAGUCGUCUUCGUUGCUGCUCUCCGUCCUGUCCUGUCCUCUCUCGUUUCCUGUUCAC